AUGCCUACUGCUGGCGAUGCUGCUGCUAGUGCUGCUAAUUUCAGGCCCAAUGAUGUGCUGCUGCUGCUGCUGCUGCGACAAGGUAUAAAUGGUCAAACAUCGCCAUCAAGUACCAGUAUUAGCUACAACCACAACCACAGCCACCUCGACAGCCACCAAAGAACUGCACCCGGAGCAUCGCCAUUUGCAAAGCACGUUGGCCCUCAAGCACAUGACGCACAUCCUGCUGUAGCGGCCACUUAUCAAGACUUGGAUCCAGCUUCAACCCCUUUCUCCGCUACUUUCAGCCAAGCGCACCACCAAGAAGAAGAAGAAGAGGCAGAAGAAGGAGAAGCCCAAGAGGGAAUGGACUAUGACUCAGCGCUAAACUCUGUCGUUUCAGCGCCAAUCAAGGGCAUCUCGGAUUCAGAUGACGGCUCGGGCGACACCUUUGCCAAAACCAAGGCGACGACGGUUUCAUUCUACGAGAGAUUUUUCGUUGGCGACCUUGUCAAGAACUUUGCACCCGCUUAUUUCGUCUCGGUUAUGGGCACAGGCAUAUCGUCUUCGUUGUUGCACCAUUUCCCCUUCCCCGCUAGGUGGUUGACCUAUGUUUCAUACAUUAUGUUUGCCGUUUGCUGCCUUUUAUUUUUAUUCAAUGUUGUUUUAUUUGUUGCCUCUUGCUGGUAUUUCCCAGGUAGAUGGAGAAGCUAUCACGUGGAUCCGUUGCAGGCUUCCUACAUGGGAUGUUUCAGUAUGGGCUACAUUACAAUUGUCAACUAUAUCACGAUCCUAGUCAAGGGCCACCACAUGUAUCUCGUGUGGACGCUUUGGUGGAUCGCCGUCUUUCUGGCGGUUUACACCAGUUUUCUUAUCGUUUACUUGGCCUUCUUUUCCAAAUUGAACAAGAUGGAAUUCGACGCCAAGCUCAACGCCACGUUGUUGUUGCCCAUUGUCAGUAUCACUGUGGUGAGCUCUUCGGGGCACAUGUUGGAGUUGGACUUGUACCACCAGAAUGAAGUCAUCGUCACCAUGGUUGUCAGCUUUAUGCUCUGGUGUCUUUCCAUAUCCUUGGCGUUUAUGAUUAUGACCCUUUACGUUGGAAGACUCAUUAUGCACAAGAUCCCGCCCACAAACUUGAUCUUUACCAGCUUCCUCCCCGUGGGGUUCUUGGGCCAGUCCUCGUACUCAAUCUACCUAUUUGGCAAUAAUUUAAACAAGUAUGUACCUGAAGAAUUGCUUUACGGCAAGAUUCUUCUUUGCAUUGGCGGCUUUUUCGGAGUGUUUUUGCUUGCAUUGGGCUACUUUAUGACGUUUAUCGCCGUGGCUUCGAUCUUUAGCAAGAUCAAACCGUUUGCCAAGACCCCCAAUGCAAACCACACCAACAAGUUGGGAUUAUUGAAGCACAAUAAGGGUUUUUGGGCAAUGACGUUCCCUCUCGGAACAAUGAGUUUGGGCAAUAGCGAAGUUGGACUUGGCGGGGUGGGAAACCACCCUUUGCUCGCUUUCAAAUGGAUGAGUGCCAUCUUUGCCGUGGCUUGUAUAUUAGUUACCACGGCAUGUCUCGUUGGGUGUGUGAUUUAUGCUGUCGGCAAAAUCCACCAGGAAGUGCGAUUCUACUGGGGCAAUCGUGGUAAAAGAGGAAGUGUUGCAAAUAAAGCGGAACUAGCAUAG
Messenger RNA from Lodderomyces beijingensis, 1653 nucleotides. Lineage: Eukaryota; Fungi; Ascomycota; Pichiomycetes; Serinales; Debaryomycetaceae. The record is from the annotation of a GenBank genome assembly.